AGCAGGGGUUGUGCGAGCCACUGGACUUGGUAACAUCGAAACGGAACAACUUGCGUGUCUGUUCAGCGUGCCCUUCCACCCCGCCCCGCAGCCACCCCGACAUGUGUUUCACCUCUAAGGUGCAGCAGUGUGCAUGGCCAGGGAUGCAUAAAGCGAGAGCACUGUGAUCACCCCUGGAUGGGAGCUGCACAAGUCGAGCCACUCCACUCCGCGUUUUGCCCUGCCCUUGUGCGCUCUGCUCGCUGUGCAGCGCGCGUCUCCGAUGCAUUUUGCCUCCCUCUCGCUGUCAUAAAGACAGGACAGCUGUGCAAGAGAGAAGUUGUUGGCAAACCGAGCACCAGCAGGUUGCAUCUUCACCGGGAUCCUCUCGCCUUCACGGAGUAGUCUGGACUUCUUUUCUCUUUACCAAGGGGAGAUGAGGCGGACGCAUCAGUACAUAAAGAUUUCACUGAUGUGUGCGAUGUGGAGACUGCAGGUCGCCUUAUGUACUCUGUCGGUGCUGUCCCUGUCAUCUGCUGGAGAAAGCAAAGCGCGGAGCUGUAGCGAGGUUAGACAAGCUUAUAGCGCUAAAGGAUUCAGCCUCCUCCAUGCACCUCAUCAGGAAAUAUCAGGUGAGCACCUCCGUGUCUGUCCCAAGGGUUACACCUGCUGCACAUCUGAGAUGGAGGACAAACUCAGCCAGCAAAGCAAGCAGGAAUUUGAGAUUAUGGUUGACGACAGCAGCCACAACAUGAGAACAACAUUCACCUCCAGACAUAAAAAGUUUGACG
This is a messenger RNA of Poecilia latipinna (sailfin molly), 770 nucleotides long. RefSeq names its product glypican-6-like. Gene Ontology annotation, cellular component: plasma membrane; synapse; extracellular region. The annotation marks the transcript as partial. The transcript is spliced from 3 exons. Gene Ontology annotation, biological process: regulation of protein localization to membrane; regulation of signal transduction; cell migration. The record is from RefSeq and is a predicted model, not a curated record. NCBI's taxonomy places the organism in Eukaryota, Metazoa, Chordata, Actinopteri, Cyprinodontiformes, Poeciliidae.